AUGAAUUUAGGACGGCCAGGAAUGAGAGUGGGUCGCCAUACACGCGCCACUCUUUCGAUGGACGAAGCGGCUAGCGAUCGGCCAAGUCGGAAGAUGAGUGCCGACGCUGUCAGCAGGAAGAGUUCAUUCGUCCAUUCAAGAGUGAUGCAAAAAGCACGUCAAGAGUAUCGUGUGCAUUCAACUGAAGAAGUCGAUUCAAGA
Messenger RNA from Strongylus vulgaris, 201 nucleotides. NCBI's taxonomy places the organism in Eukaryota, Metazoa, Nematoda, Chromadorea, Rhabditida, Strongylidae. The record is from the annotation of a GenBank genome assembly.